AUGGUGAAAAGCAGGUUAGUGGAACAAUCCACAAACUUUCACAGUCUAGCUAGGGACCUGGAGCUCAAAAUGGCCACUUGUGAAGAUGAUUCCCAGGGGGAGAGGAGAAUGAACUAUGAUGAAAUGGAGAACGACCAGGGCAGGAAGCAUGUGUUGCUGGAGAAAACAAAUUGCCUCCAUGAAGAAGAGUACAGUGGAACUAGAGAUGAAGGACCUGCACAGCAUAUGUUAAGGGGACCUUUCUGGAAGUUCAGUACAGGGAAACAAAUGGUUAAGAAGGGUGCUCUGGGGCAGAAGGAAAGUGCGUUCACUGAAGUAAGACAGAUGAAGGAGAAGCUGAAAAUGGAGAAAGCCAAAGAGAUGGAACAAGGAAAUGGAGGGGCUCACUUUGGCAAAGGCACAGUUCAGGGUUCAUCAGGCAGCGCAUUCUCCUUUGUGCGGCCGACCAGAGCCACUGGGGAGCCAAAGAGUGCUUUCAGCAAACCAGCCAAAGGCCUGGUGGACAGAAGAACCGCGACGGCCUCUUAUCAUCUGAGUGACUCAGUGAAAGACCCAGGCAAGCUGUCAGGAUGUAUCAGUGCCACUGGCAGCAUGCUGACUUCUAAGCGCCUUGCGAGUGAUUUGAAUGGCUCUCCAUUGCUUCAGACCAGCCUUGUUCAGAGCAAUCCCUUCUCAGAUACUUCAGGAAUAUGGCUCAGGCCGAUGGCAGAGCAUAUGCAGGCCGCGCCCACGGCCACCUCAAGUCCUUCCUCUGCUUCCUUGACUCUGCUGCCUCCCACUUUUGCCUCCUUUGGUGUGGCAGCCCAGAACUGGUGUGCAAAAUGUAACCUCUCCUUUCGUAUGACAUCUGACCUUGUGUUUCACAUGCGCUCCCAUCACAAAAAGGAGGGUGUUUCACCAGAGUUCCAAGGCAAAAGGAGGCGAGAAGAGAAACUAGCUUGUCCUGUCUGCCAGGAAUAUUUUCGGGAACGGCAUCAUUUAUCUCGCCACAUGACUUCUCAUAAUUAGGCCUGCAGCUGUUCAGUUGCAGUGUAUGUAAGUGUGUGUGUGCGCGUGCACGCAUGCGUCUGCAUUUGU
This is a messenger RNA of Elgaria multicarinata webbii, 1077 nucleotides long. RefSeq names its product zinc finger protein 488 (gene ZNF488). The record is from RefSeq and is a predicted model, not a curated record. Gene Ontology annotation, biological process: oligodendrocyte development; regulation of DNA-templated transcription. The coding region runs from base 1 to 1008 and encodes 335 amino acids. NCBI's taxonomy places the organism in Eukaryota, Metazoa, Chordata, Lepidosauria, Squamata, Anguidae. The transcript has a single exon. Gene Ontology annotation, cellular component: nucleus.